GUUAGAUAGUUCUAUUGAGAAAUUUUGUUAUGAUAAUAUUUUACUCUAUCCCAAUAUCAAUAAAUCAUAUUGAUAAGCAAACGGGAACUGAGCUAUGGAGUUGAAGUCACAAAAAUUUAAAUCAAAUUAUAAAAUAUCAAUGUUUUAAAAAAAAAUUUUAUGAUUGAAUUUUGUAUAAUAAUUUUACCAUAUAAAACAUAGCUUUAAGGCAAUAUGAUAUCUUAACAAAUAUAAAAAAGAAAUAUUUUAGAAUGAUAUAUGAAAAUCAAAUAAGCUGACAUUGACCCAAAAAACAAUGACUGUGUUUCAAUAUCUAAAUCGUGAUGAAUACUCUGAAUUUGUUUGUGGUUGUGGUGCUGCUAUAGUAAAUAUUAGUAUCACGUUUCCAAUCAACAAAGUUAUAUUUAGACAGAUGCUUCAUGGUGUAGCUUUAAAGCAUGCAACUAAUCAAUUGUUUAGUGAAGGGUUUUCUACACUUUAUCGAGGUAUUGGACCACCGUUGUUGCAAAAAGCCAUCUCAACAUCUUUAAUGUUUGGUACUUAUGAUGCAAUUCAAAGACCUUUAGCAAAUUCUAAUAUGAAUCCAAAUUUAUCAAAAGCAAUUGCAGCAAUGAUGGCUGGUACAGCUGAAGCUACUUUAACACCAUUUGAACGUGUACAAACACUUCUACAAGAUAAUCAUUAUAACAAACAAUUUAUUAAUAUGAGACAUGUUAUCAAAGUGAUUGCUACUGAAUAUUCUGCAACUGAAUUUUAUCGUGGAUUCAUACCAGUUCUAUUGCGGAAUGGUCCUUCAAAUGUAUCAUUUUUUAUAUUUCGUGAAACUGCUAGCACAUAUGUAAUAAUACCUCCAAAUACUUGGUUUGGUUUCAAAAUAUUUAAGGAGUUUUUUAUUGGAGCUUCUAUUGGUGCAUUAAACAGCACAUUAUUUUACCCAUGUAAUGUACUAAAAGUUCAUAUGCAAAGCAGCUUAGGAGGUCCAUUUAAAAGUGUUAAACGAGCUGCAAUAGAAAUUUAUAAAGAACGUGGACAUAGAAUUUCAUAUUUUUAUAGGGGUGUUCAUAUGAAUUGCACACGAUCAUUUGUUAGUUGGGGAAUAGUUAAUGUUGCAUAUGAAAAUUUAAGGCUUGUAAUAAAAAGUAAUUAAUGAUCGAAUCUAUAAAAUUAAAUAAAUACCUAAAACUCUUGUUAUUGUUGAAUUUUAAUUUUAUUUGCUAAAUAUUUAUUGUGAUUUUAAUUUUAAAUAGAUUAGAAUAUAAAUUGUUAUUAACUAUCUGCAAA
This is a messenger RNA of Daktulosphaira vitifoliae (grape phylloxera), 1281 nucleotides long. RefSeq names its product mitochondrial nicotinamide adenine dinucleotide transporter SLC25A51. The record is from RefSeq and is a predicted model, not a curated record. The transcript is spliced from 3 exons. NCBI's taxonomy places the organism in Eukaryota, Metazoa, Arthropoda, Insecta, Hemiptera, Phylloxeridae. The coding region runs from base 296 to 1147 and encodes 283 amino acids.